AUGACGGUUGUUGGUACCGUCUGCAUUGCCUGCUUACUGUGUAUUGUUCAAGUUAUGAGGUACGAAGCUUUAUCUGUCAAGUUGACUGGCUGGUCGUACGAGGCAUUCUCGGUCAUGCUCGAGUUUUUGUAUACUGGUAGAGUUGCACACCAUAAACUAGACACGGCCAGCAUGGCAGAAGUGUUGGGCUUGGCUGACCACUAUGCGUUGGAUGGUUUGAAGCACCUUUGUCAAGCCGUCCUCAUCCACAUGGUUGAUGUCGAUAACGUGUGUACUCUUCUGAAAAUUAGUGACCAGCACCAGGCAGUCGACCUCAAACGUCACUGUAUGUCAUUCGUCCUGAAAAACUUCGACCAGGUAACGGCUCUCCCUUCGUUCGACCAGCUUUCCUCGGUACCAAGCCUGUUAUUGGAAGUGACUAAAGCGGCUGCACUGGGCCAUGGUAAAUGA
Messenger RNA from Perkinsus marinus ATCC 50983, 450 nucleotides. RefSeq lists its product as hypothetical. The transcript is spliced from 4 exons. Gene Ontology annotation, molecular function: ubiquitin protein ligase binding. The coding region runs from base 1 to 450 and encodes 149 amino acids. The record is from RefSeq and is a predicted model, not a curated record. Gene Ontology annotation, cellular component: cytoplasm. Gene Ontology annotation, biological process: proteasome-mediated ubiquitin-dependent protein catabolic process; regulation of proteolysis. Lineage: Eukaryota; Perkinsozoa; Perkinsida; Perkinsidae.